AUCACAUACACCAAUGCCCAAAGAAAAAGUGGAAAAUUCAUCAUCAAAUUCACAACUCGGUCGCAGAUUUCCAGUUCACAAUCACGCUUAUCAAAUGCACAACACAAUAAACUAAAUGAGAACACAAAUUCAAUCCACAAAGAGAUGAUUUAUGGCUAGAAAUGGAGGAAAUUCAUUACAGAGCGCAGGCGAAGAAGAGAGCGAAGAGGACGGCGUAGUUUUGGGCGAAUCGCUUGACGUUCUCGUGGACGCGGAGCCGAGCCUGCGACGGCGAGGACGGGAACGAAUACGACUCGUACGAGCCGAAUAACGCCGCGGUCCAGCUCGGCAUGGUGCCGGUGAAGUCGCUGGCGGCGAGCUUCGAGAAAGGGCUGAAGGUGAGGAGCGACAGGAGGGUCCAGAUGCGAGAGAGGAGCUGCGAGGCAAGGUGUACACCGUCGGAACCAAUCGCCGCUGCGGACUCGGUGGUCCCUGCGGAGGAGAGGCGGUGGAGGUCGGUGGUGCGCUGGUCGAGGACCUCGAGGUAGCCUGAAUCGCGGAGCCACGACUCGAAAGCGGGUUCGGGUACGCUCAGGGAGAGCGGGUUCGGGUCGAACACCAUUUCUUUCCGGCGGCGGUUUGCCGGCGAACCACCGGAUUUUAUCACCAUAGCCCUUUUUUUGGUUUUCUUUUUCCGUACUUAAAAUAUCGUUUCUUUUUUCAGUACUCUCCCACUAGCUCACUCAUCCCCAAAUAUUCGUCCAUGUCACACCCACUCUCCUCCCUCCGCAGUCAUUUCAUCAAACACAUAACGUGCCACAAUCCCUCCGCCGCUUUCUUCUCCGUUCGCCGCCGCAUCCGUUCUCCCCAACCGCGCCGCCGCUUCACAUUCGUCCCCUCACCCAACGCGGCCCGGGAAAGCCAUUUAUCGAGGUUCAACACCGCCGUCUCUAGUUAUUCCACACUGCCAUCGAGCAAUGGCGCCACCGUCACCGACGCUGCGUACACUUCGUCGUACCUCUCAGUCCGCAUUUCCUGCCCCAGACGAGUUGCUGACAUGCUUUCGGAGUCUCUUCUGUGUUUUGGAGCUACCUCGACCACCGUUGACGAGCAAGAUGAUCACGGGGAUGAUGAAAAGGCAAAACUUUCCCACAUAUGGAUCAGUUCUACUUUCAAUGUCGACCAGGAUGUGAAAAACUGUGUUGUUAGAGCUUCGGAUUCAGUUGGGCUGAAAGAGUUACCUAUUUACAAAGUCGAAAUACAUGACCACACUGAUUGGAUCAAACAAACUCAGGAAUCUUUUCAUCCAGUGGAAAUUAAGGAAGGACUUUGGAUUGUGCCUGAAUGGAGGAAUCCCCCUGAUCUUGAAGCAAUAAACAUAAUUUUGAAUCCUGGUUUGGCAUUUGGAACUGGAGAACACCCCACAACAAAAUUGUGUUUAUUGCUACUUCAUCGACUAAUAAAAGGAGGAGAAAAAUUUCUCGAUUAUGGUACAGGGUCGGGUGUUCUCGCUAUAGCAGCACUUAAGUUCGGGGCCGAAUUUUCAGUUGGAUUCGACAUAGAGCCCCAGGCGAUUACAUCAGCCCGGCAUAAUGCUGCUCUGAACAACAUAGAACAACACAAAUUGCUCCUCAGUCUUGUUCCCACCAAGAACGGUCCUAACUUCGAGAGUGAAUGUCCAGUCGAGCAAAAUCCAUACAAUCCGAAGAUUAUUGCCGAGAAAGAAACGUAUGAUGUUGUUAUUGCUAAUAUAUUAUUACACCCACUGCUCGACUUGGCUGAACGUAUAGUCUUGUAUGGAAAACCCGGAGCCACUAUUGGCGUUUCUGGGAUAAUAUCCGACCAGGUUCCGAUUGUGAUAGAACGCUAUUUGCAGUUCCUGGAGAAUGUCGAUGUGACGAUGAUGGAUGAUUGGGCUUGCAUAAGUGGGACAAAAAAAAGAUAAAUGCAGCAGGCAUUACUAGUUAAAUCUGCACUCUGCAGUCUCAUAUGUUGG
Striga asiatica is the source of this 1975-nucleotide messenger RNA. Lineage: Eukaryota; Viridiplantae; Streptophyta; Magnoliopsida; Lamiales; Orobanchaceae. The record is from the annotation of a GenBank genome assembly.